This is a messenger RNA of Diplodia corticola, 1332 nucleotides long. RefSeq names its product ornithine decarboxylase. The transcript has 3 exons. Gene Ontology annotation, cellular component: cytoplasm. Bases 1 to 1332 code for a protein of 443 amino acids. Gene Ontology annotation, molecular function: ornithine decarboxylase activity. Lineage: Eukaryota; Fungi; Ascomycota; Dothideomycetes; Botryosphaeriales; Botryosphaeriaceae. The record is from RefSeq and is a predicted model, not a curated record.
AUGGCGCCGAUUGCACUUACACCGCCCAGGACUCCUGAGCUCAACAUGCCGCUCGAUUGCGAAGAAUUUCCCUUUGAACAGCGGCGGAAAGUCACACCGGAGUACCUGGUCCAAAAGACCAUGCACGACCGCAUUCAGAGCAUCGAUUGUGCGAACUGCGCACCGGGAGAAGAUGACGCUUUCUUCGUCGCAGAUCUGGGAGAGGUAUACCGGCUCCACGCCGAGUGGAGACGGCGUCUGGGCCGCGUGACGCCUUUCUUCGCGACCAAAUCGAAUCCGGAUCCGCACGUGUUGAGGCUGCUAGCUUCUCUGGGUACGGGAUUCGACUGUGCUUCGAUUGGAGAGAUACAGACGAUCCUGGCCAUGGGAAUUGACCCGUCGCGCAUCAUCUUUGCGCACACGUGCAAAGUCAUGUCUGCCAUCAAGUUCGCGGGCGACGUGGGGGUCCAACAGAUGACGUUCGACAAUGAGGACGAGCUCUACAAGAUCAAGCGCGCCUACCCCGAGGCACAGCUUUACCUCCGGAUUGUGGCGUACGACCCGUCAGCCUUGUCGCAGCUCAGCAUCAAGUUCGGAGCACGGAUGGAGGCAACGGAAAAGCUUCUCAGGCUGGCGAAAGAGCUGGGCCUCGAAGUGGUUGGCGUGUCGUUCCACGUCGGCAGCGGCGGCAAGGACCCAAGCGCGUUCAUGAGAGCAGUUCGCGACGCGAGGACAGUGUUUGACCAGGCGACCGGCAUGGGAUUCCAGAUGCACACGCUGGACAUCGGAGGCGGCUUCAGCAGCGGCCCUCUCUUCGCGCAAACGGCCGAUCAGGUCAACCAGGCGCUGGACGCGUACUUCCCGUCUGGAGUGCGCAUCAUCGCAGAGCCGGGGCGCUACAUGGUCAACAGCGCCUUCACUGCGGCGGCAAGCGUCAUGUCGCGGAGGCAGGCGGAGCCGCUGGCGUCGGACUCGAACAAUCUGAAGUCAACGAUGCUGUACAUCAACGACGGCGUCUACGGCAACUACUUCACAUCCAUCUGCGAAGUGCCGCCGGAGCCGAGAGUGUUCAGACGUGCGGGACGCACCAUUGUCGACAAUCCGCAGCUGGAGGCGGCGGCGCAGAACGAGUACAGCAUCUGGGGCAACACGUGCGACAGCUUCGACUGCGUCAACCCGUCGUGCAGGCUGCCGGGCGAGGUGGGGGUUGGCGAUUGGCUGUACUACCGGGACAUGGGAGCAUACACAAGGUGUAGCACGACGACGUUCAACGGCUACACGGGCUCGCACGAGGUGAUUUACGUCUGCUCGGAGCCCGAGGCGGCUGCUUUGCUCGACGGAUGCUGGAGCUGA